AUGCCGCACAAACGUGCCAAACGAGUUGUUCGUGAACAAGAGAGAUCCCUGAAAGGUCAUAAUCUGCCGCCAAAGCACCUUGGAAAUGAGGAGACGGUGCCAAAGUCUGUAGCUCGCAUUCUUAAUGCCGAAAAAAUCCGCCUGGAAUUCAGGGAGAAGAAGCGGAAGAUCGAUGAGCCCAACGGCGAUGAAAGCCCUCAGCUGAAACGAAGACUGGCCAUGCUAAAAAUUCAGCCAGGGGAAACUAUAGCUCAUUUUAACAAGCGAGUCGAGAGUAGCAUGAUGCCGCUCAUUAGAACAGCUAUGCAGCAGUCAUCGGCCCAGGUCCGGAGAGUCCAGAAGCGUGAAAUUGAGCAGGGAGUCGCCAAGCCUGGUGCACAGGUCAAGACGAUGAUUAAUGACAGUACUCGUGCAGACGUUUCAAAUCCAUCGCUGCCCCCUUCGACCAACACACCCCUCAGCCGCACGGACGCUUUAAAUCUAUCACCGCUCGCAUCGACUAGCACACUCCAGCGGCAGCAUCGUGAUAAACCUAAGGAGUUUCGUGUAUCUUCAACCUCAGCACCGCGCCGCCUCAACGAUAUUGCACAAGAACCGCCACGAUUUGACAGACUGCCUCGGGGUGCCCGAUCAGGCAAAGACUCUUCGAAAGAAAAAGUUACGGGGAUACUGAGCAUGGCACAAAAGGCAAUGAUGGAAGAAGAGAGAGAAAAUGUCAUCAAACGUUACCGGGAACUUAAAGCUAAGAAGUUGCGUAGUGAUUGUAGCGGCGCAAUGGGCGAAUGA
This is a messenger RNA of Suillus fuscotomentosus, 786 nucleotides long. RefSeq lists its product as uncharacterized. The record is from RefSeq and is a predicted model, not a curated record. The transcript has 4 exons. The coding region runs from base 1 to 786 and encodes 261 amino acids. Lineage: Eukaryota; Fungi; Basidiomycota; Agaricomycetes; Boletales; Suillaceae.